Messenger RNA from Drepanopeziza brunnea f. sp. 'multigermtubi' MB_m1, 951 nucleotides. RefSeq lists its product as uncharacterized. Lineage: Eukaryota; Fungi; Ascomycota; Leotiomycetes; Helotiales; Drepanopezizaceae. The record is from RefSeq and is a predicted model, not a curated record.
AUGCAACUCUGCAGUGUUCUGCUCUUGGUCCUCCCCGUCCUGUCCUCGCCCAUCGAGGAGAUCGCCGACUCCGGUCUCAGCAAGAGGAUGACCUGCAAUCGGGACAACCUCCUGAGAUGCUUCGAUCCAACAGCCACGGCCGCCGCCCUCACGCGAUCUAGCGCGACAGCAUUCUGCUCCAGCUUCCUGUCGAUCCCAGUCGUCACAAGCACAAUCUCAACCGAGACCUCGACAACGAUGACAACCACGGCCACGGAAUACACGACAACCACGCUCCCGCUCGCCAUGAAGCGAGCAGCCAACACCAACCUCUUGCAGUGCACAACUGCAUACGUUGCAUCGCGGCUCAGCAGCGCCUGCUCAUGUCUGAACAUCGUGCCCUCUACGGAAUACGUCACCGCGACAUCCACCAACAUCCAGACCUCCACGACGACUGCCACAUCCACCGCAACCGCAACCCCCUCCCCCCGCUGCCCUUUGUCCAACACAAACCUCAUUUCCAACCCCGGCUUCGAAUCCGGCCUGACCUCCUGGACCUUCAACACCUACGGCGCCAACACGCCCCCCAGCGCCUUCGGCGCCGUCAGCAACGGCUACGACAGCGCCACCGCCUUCAGCCUUUCCGCGAGCAACGCCGGCACGGGCGCCACCCUCUCGCAGGUGGUCAACGGCCUGGUCCCCGGCGUCACGUACACGUUCGCCUACCGCUACCUGUACGCGCAGACGGCGACGGUGCCCAGCUCCAUCAGCUGCAGCCUGACCGGCGGCGGCCUGAGCUCCCAGAGCGUCACGAACGGGGGCCCCUUGGACACGUGGAUGGCCGGCCCCUCGAGCUACGGGGAGACGUUCAAGGCGACGGGCCGGACCGGGUUACUGCAGUGCUUCUUCGUUGCGACCGGGGGUCGGGGUCCCAUCACCUGGAAGGUGGAUAACUUCUACAUUGGAUGUUGA